Messenger RNA from Chaetomium strumarium, 1469 nucleotides. RefSeq lists its product as uncharacterized. The record is from RefSeq and is a predicted model, not a curated record. The transcript is spliced from 2 exons. Lineage: Eukaryota; Fungi; Ascomycota; Sordariomycetes; Sordariales; Chaetomiaceae. The coding region runs from base 117 to 1322 and encodes 401 amino acids. Gene Ontology annotation, molecular function: nucleotide binding.
CACAACCCAGCAUCACCCAAGCCGUAACCCACCAAUACAACCUCAAAAACCGGACCACCAACUGAAUUCACUUUUAAAUCAACCCCACCAAAAAAGCGAAUAAAGAAGAAAGAAAGAUGGCACCCAUCCGCGUCGCCCUAAUCGGCCUCUCCUCCCCCUCCAGCCCCCAAGCCACCACAGGCUGGGCCGCCAGCGCCCACCUGCCCUACCUCCUCUCCCCGCGCGGCCGCGCACGCUACCAAAUCGUCGGACUGCUCAACUCAUCCGUAGCCGCGGCCGAGGCCGCCAUCAAAGCCUACAACCUCGACGCGGACCCGAACUUGAACCACCAUGGUGUUGUACGCGCCUAUGCCUCCCCCGCGGAUCUAGCUGCCGAUCCGGAGGUUGAUCUCGUCGUGUGUGCCACACGCGUGGAUAAGCAUUAUGCUACGGUGAUUGAGUCCCUAAGGGAGGGGAAGGAUGGGUUUGUGGAGUGGCCGCUUGCCGGGGAUCCGGAAAGGGGGAGGGAGCUGGCUGAGGAGGUGAGGAAGCAUGGGGGGAGGAGUAAGGGGGUGGUGGGGCUGCAGGGGCUGAAGGCGCCUGUGGUGGCUGUGGUAAGGAGGUUGUUGGCGGAGGGGAGGAUCGGGAGGGUGGUUAGUUCGGAGUUGAGGGCGUUUGGUGGGCUCGGGGAUCGGGAGAGUUUGCCGGUGGGGUGGGAAUAUAUGACGCAGAGGGAGGUCGGUGGGAAUAUGGUGACUAUUGCGUUUGCGCAUUUGUUUGACAUGGCCCUCUCCGCCCUAGGAGAACUAAAGCCGGGCUCGCUCAAGGGCGACCUCCACCUGCAGCGGCCCGAGAACCCCCUCAAGGACCCAACCGGCGCGGUGGUCCGAACCGUCCGCUCCGACGUCCCAGACCUGGUCUUCGUCGCGGGGAAGUGGCAGGAGUCGGACAUCACGCAGGAGAACGCUACGCUACACUUGCGGCUGCGCCGCGGCCAGCCGUUCCCGGGCGACCCCUGCGUCGUGUGGACCAUCAACGGCGAGAAGGGCGAGAUCAGGAUCGUGUCGCAGGACAUGGCGUUCAUCCAGCUUGGCCCGCCCGGCGAGUCGCAUGUCAUUGAGGUCCACGACUUUGAGACGGACAAGGUGGAGAAGGUCGAGGCCGCGUGGGCAGACUGGCAGAAGGAGCUGCCCUUCCUCGCCAGGGGUGUGGGCGCGCUGUAUGAGGCCAUUGCGGACGCCAGGAAUAAAGGAACCAGGGAGGAUUACGUGAAUUUCGACACUGCGGUCAAGAGGCUUGAGACAGUACAUGGAUUGCUGGAGGAGUGGGUGCACGCGCAGUAGAACGGGGAAUGUGCCGUCUAGACUUGGGUAUCUAUGUUCUAUGGUCUGAGUCCUGAUCUCGCACCUCUCUAUUAUCCGGCAAUGGAGUUUCUAUGUCCCGAACCGCCCUUCGUGGUGUCCGUGCCACUGUGGGAUCGCAUACCGAAG